Molecule: messenger RNA, 2109 nt
Organism: Rosa chinensis
Lineage: Eukaryota; Viridiplantae; Streptophyta; Magnoliopsida; Rosales; Rosaceae
Exons: 3
Coding region: 391-1695 (434 amino acids)
Source: RefSeq, a predicted model, not a curated record
UGGGUGUCUAGGGCUGUUCAACCUGUAAAUUGAUACUGAAGUUCACGUGUGGCAGUUUGAGACCAGUACCCUGUCACAAAAUUGAAAGCUCUUCCUUAGCUAGCUAGCUAGCUCUUUCAGCAAGUCUUUAUUCUUCUCACUUCCCUUACCUCUAGAACAAGGCAAAAAGAAGUAGAACUAAUCUCACGAGAAACAACACAAGCUAGCUAGAUCUUGUCCAUCUUUUCCUUUACACCCAUGUCCCAUGCAUCAUAUACUCUCGUCUAAAUCCCACGCAACAUCUCUCUCACUCUUCCCAGCUAAAUUAGAUCACUGUUCAAUUCCCUUCCUUCACGAACCUGCAAACAUUUUAUACUUUCUUUCUCUUCCAUUAAACCUCUCCAUACGUCCAUGAACCCCUCCACCACUUCACCCAAAACCCACAUGAUCACCAUCAACUCCAGCAGCAAUGACUCAGAUCAGCCAAACAAACCCUUACUUCAAAAAUCCCCAAAACCCCCCGACGAGCUAUCCAACUUCCAAAUCAGCCUCAAAUGGUGCGCACUCGACCACUCCACCUACCUGGGAAAGUUUAUCUCCUACUUCACCUUCAUCCUCCUGACCCUCGUCGUCCCAAUCCUAACUUCUUUCACACUUAAGCUUCCAACCAAUGACUACCCCAUUUCCUUUAACAAACUAGUCCAGCUCCCAGAAUCUGGGUUAGCUGCCAUUGCCUUUUUCACACUCUCCGCCUUCUUUCGGAAUUACGGCCUCAAGCAGCUCCUCUUCCUUGAUGGCCUCGAAGACGAUACUUUCUCUGUCCGGAGGGGAUACACCCGCGAGGUCGAUAAGGCCUUCAAGUGCUUGGUAUGCAUACUCUUGCCUUCGUUCUUCAUCGAGAUUGCUCACAAGAUUCUAUUCUUCACCACCGUGAAAGUGUCACUGCCAUAUAUGAGUCCGAGUGUCCCGUUGAAUUCCAUUGUGUUUGUUUUGGUGUUGGCUUCGUGGGUUUAUCGGACCGGGGUGUUCUUGCUGGUUUGUAUUCUCUUCCGAUUGACAUGUGAGCUCCAAAUACUUCGGUUCGAAGGGUUGCAUAAGUUCUUUGAAGGGUCUGAUUCCAAUUCUAAAGUCAUUUUUCAGGAACAUGUGAGGAUAAGAAAGCAAUUGUGGGUUACGAGCCACAGGUACAGAUUCUUUAUCAUUGGGUGCUGGUUUACCAGCACCGUCAGCCAAUUUGCAGCCUUGUUGAUGGUUCUGGCAUCCAAGGCAGAGAAGACUUUUCUCAACUCCGGUGACCUUGUGGUUUGCUCGGCUGUUGAGCUAAGUGGGUUGUUUUUGUGCUUAAUGGAGGCAGCAAGGAUGACACAUAGAGCUCAAGGAAUUGUUGCAAUUGCUACAAGAUGGCAUAUGUUUUUAACUUGUUCAUCUGCUGCUGGGUUAGAUUCCAAUAAGCAGGGGAAACGCCAGAGCCCUGAGGCUAAUGGAGGCUGUGAUGGAGAGAGUGACAAUGAUUCAUCGGACAUUUCCACUUCUGUUUCUCCACAUGACCCUUCCUCGUUCCAAACCAGGCAAGCUUUAGUGACAUACUUGGGACACAACCAUGGAGGGAUCACGCUGUUCGGAUUUGCACUUGAUCGAGGGAUGCUUCACACAAUAUUCGCCUUCGAGUUCUCUCUGGUGCUAUGGAUACUCAGUAAAGUAGUUGUUUUGUCUUAAUUAGAUAUAGCUGCUACACAACUUUGCAAUUAAUUAAUUAAUUCUUGUCUGCCCGGGAGGGUUUGCAUGUCCCUUCCAACAGGAAUAUAGAAUAAGGGCACCUAUAAUUUGAUGUACAAAACGUAAGAAUGUAUACAUGUUUGUGGACUUAAUGUGAAAGAACUGUAAAGGUUGGAAACGAAAAGAGCACUAAGAAAAUCACACAUUUUUGUAAACAAUCUCAUACGCCUUCCUUUACUAGGAUGACAGUCACACUCACACCACAAAGCAAAAGCUACAACCAAUGAUAAAUUAGCAUUUUACACGACCAAUUUAGGGCGUCAAAACCAUUAAAAUAUUCACAUUCAGUUAGCCCAAAAAAAAAAAUAAAAAAAAUAUAAGAGAUCAAGAAAGACUAUUUACGUUCCUGGACAA